Ordospora colligata OC4 is the source of this 822-nucleotide messenger RNA. RefSeq names its product putative serine/threonine protein kinase. Lineage: Eukaryota; Fungi; Microsporidia; Ordosporidae. Gene Ontology annotation, molecular function: protein serine/threonine kinase activity; ATP binding. The record is from RefSeq and is a predicted model, not a curated record. The coding region runs from base 1 to 822 and encodes 273 amino acids. Gene Ontology annotation, biological process: mitotic DNA damage checkpoint signaling; protein phosphorylation. The transcript has a single exon. Gene Ontology annotation, cellular component: nucleus.
AUGGUAAGGCACUUUGAUGCAAUCGGAUUGAUAUCUCAGGGAAAGAAUACAGUGUUAAUGAAAGCAUUUGAUGGAAAGAGUCGCAGAAAUAUUGUACUGAAAAGAUAUUUAGAUCAAGUGAAUGGAGGAGCUCAUGAGUAUUAUAGAGAACGAAGCACAUUUGAAGCAUUGCCACCUCAUCAAAACAUCAUAGGAUAUAAUGGAUGCAGAGAGGAUGUAGACGGAUGUUAUUUAGUUCUGGAAUAUUUUAAAAGCAAGACAAUGCAGAAGGUCGUAUCUGGCAUGGAUUUAUGCAAUUGUUUAGCAUGUAUGUGUUUGAAGGUUCAAUGGCUUGUACAAGUGCUCGAUGCAUUGAAGCACAUGCAUAACAAUCAUGUAUAUCAUUGCGACAUAAAACCUGAAAACAUACUGAUCGCAGGAAGUAAAGUUAAGGUGAUUGACUUCGGGUGUUCGAUAAUUAGUGCACAAGGUGUUGUAAAAGGUAGUAAUGUUGUGUUACUUGGAACACCUGGGUUUGGAACGGUGGAAGUUGGGGAUCUUACAUACAAUGGAGACGUGGAGCUAGCUCAUAUGGAUAUCUGGGCGUUUGGAUGUGUUCUGUACUAUGUAUGUACGGGCAGUGUUCCAUUUGUUGCUGAGAGCAUGAUUGACACACUCAGAAAUGUCAGAAACAUUGAUGUGGAUCUUGAAGUGGUGCCUACGUGUGUAUCUAAGAUUCUUAAACGCAUCUUCACAAAGAAAAUUGUUAACAGAUAUACUAUUGAAGAACUGGAGACUGAUAUUAGAAAGAUAGUUGGCCAUGAUAGACAGCAUUUGGCAUAA